Atta colombica is the source of this 683-nucleotide messenger RNA. RefSeq names its product bladder cancer-associated protein (gene bc10). Bases 260 to 502 code for a protein of 80 amino acids. NCBI's taxonomy places the organism in Eukaryota, Metazoa, Arthropoda, Insecta, Hymenoptera, Formicidae. The record is from RefSeq and is a predicted model, not a curated record. The transcript has 2 exons.
AAUCCAUGGUUGUCAAGUGGUCUUCUAAUUGUGCAAAAUUGUCGGUAUAUCGGCUGUGAUCUGUGAUCGGCUGAUUGUACAGGAUCGACGACAAAAAAUGUACGUUCGAUGUUAAAAGAUGAUGAUAAAUUGACUCGUAUGCGAGUGAUGAUGCUUCCAAAUGAGGUCCUGUCAUAGACGAGAUAAUCAUCUGACGUGAAAGAGACGUCACGAAACUCUGACGAACGUAACUCUUACUAUUCUAUACGAUCCAGAGAAAAUGUACUGUCUACAGUGGCUGAUCCCGGUGUUGCUGAUACCGAAACCUGUGAACCCAGCACUACUGCAAACCCACGUCAUGUUCAUGGCACUUUAUCUGAUUGGAUUCUUCCUGGAGCGCAAGCCCUGCACUAUCUGCAGUCUUGUGUUCCUCGCCGCUGUCUUCCUCAUUUGUUACAGUGGAAUAGGCAAUUGCCUGCUCUGGAGCACAAAUUGUGACACAGUAAGAUGUGACAAUGGCUAAGAUCAUGCCAACUGCGUUUAAUUCGAUAAUAUUUAGAGAAUUAUCCUCUUGUCAGUUUUUUCCAUUGCGUGUGCACACGAAUUUUUGCCAUUCUCUUCCUCUUUCUCUCCAUACUCUGGCAUAAUACACGAAAGUAGCUUUUCAAUCCGUAUUUUGCUAGCAUCUGUUUUGCCCAUAUUGU